Messenger RNA from Mytilus californianus (California mussel), 8925 nucleotides. Its product is annotated as attractin-like. NCBI's taxonomy places the organism in Eukaryota, Metazoa, Mollusca, Bivalvia, Mytilida, Mytilidae. The transcript is spliced from 28 exons. Gene Ontology annotation, cellular component: Golgi apparatus. Bases 15 to 3620 code for a protein of 1201 amino acids. The record is from RefSeq and is a predicted model, not a curated record. Gene Ontology annotation, molecular function: protein binding.
CAUAAUAAUAAAAGAUGUCUAUUGACAUUAUGCAUCUGGAAAGACGACAAUAUUUCUUAAUUUGUGUGUGUAUGUUGAUUUUAAUUCUUAUAAUACCAGACACAUCAUGUACAACACAUUGUGACGAAAUAAAUUGCAGAGAAGGAGAAUGUAUAAAUGAUUCCUGUAUUUGUGAUAAAGGCUGGAAAGGGCCUGCUUGUCAGCACUGCACAGGAAGAGUAAGACUGACAGGUAAAGAAGGAAUUAUAUUUGAUGGGUAUGGUAACUACUCUGAGGACAAUAAAUGUACAUGGUUAAUAGCUCCAGAGAACAAUACACAGCCUAUACAUCUACAACUAAAACAGUUCUCUACAGAGUGUGGAUGGGAUCAUUUAUAUAUCUAUGAUGGAGAUUCAACAUUUUCACCCUUAUUAGUGGCAUUCAGUGGUUUAUUGAGACAGAAGAAUGAAGAUGAUAAUGUUUUACCAGAAAUAACCACAACAUCAGGGAAUGCCUAUAUCUAUUUUUACAGUGAUGCAGCUUAUAACAUGUCUGGUUUUAAUAUUUCAUACAGGACUGGUGGUUGUGAAAAGGAUUGUUCGCUAAAUGGACAGUGUAUAAAUAACAAGUGUAACUGCUUUGCUGGUUUUACUGGAGACUAUUGUCAGACAGUCAUUUGCCCAAACAACUGUACAGACAAAGGACAAUGUACAGGGAACCAGUGUCAAUGUUUCUCAGGAUAUACAGGAUCAGAUUGUUCACUGAAAUCUUAUCAUGGAGUGUGGAGUAUACUUGAUAUCAACGCAACCGUCGGUGGCCGUGCAUCAGCUGCCGUGGCACAAGUUCAAGAUAAGCUAUAUUUAACUGGAGGAUACACAUUCAAUAAUGACCUUCCCUUUCUAGCAAGGUAUGACUUUAAUACUGAUAGCUGGGAUACCGUUAUGCCUCAGUCAACAAACAAUCCUGAAAGUAGAUAUGGACACACACUAUUAGAAUAUCAGGGGAGUCUAUACAUGUUUGGUGGAGUUGUUGACAAGGACACAACAAAAGAAUUAUGGGUAUAUGACCUAUCAAGUAACUUAUGGACAAUAAAGAAUUACAAUUCGACCCCUCCAGUAGCUGUGGCUUCACAUACAGCACAUGUUAUCAAUGGUGUCAUGUAUAUAUUGUUUGGUUAUAGUCCUAUAUAUGGAUACAAAAACAGAAUACAGGAAUAUUUUAUAGGUAAUGAUACAUGGAUUGUUCCAAGGACAUUUGGUUCUGUUGUGGAAGGUGGAUUUGGUCAUUCCAGUGUAUAUGAUCCACAAUCCAAGUUGAUCUAUGUAUAUGGGGGAUACCAUGCCGGAGAUACGUCUAGUGACCAACUGAGUGAUAAACUAUAUAGCUUUGAUAUCAGCACAAGAUUCUGGAAAACUUUACCGAGAAAUGAAAGACCGAGAUACUUACAUUCAGCUGUAUUGAUUGGUGGAUUGAUGUUAGUGUUUGGUGGUAAUACACAUAACGACACGUCAAUCAGUCUCGGAGCUAAAUGUUACUCUUUAGACUUUUUAGCAUAUGAUACAGAAUGUAACAAGUGGUUAGAGGUAGAUGUGACAGGACUUCCUGGUAAUGGAGCCAGGUAUGGUCAUACAGCAGCUGUAUACAAAAGAAAUGGACAACAUCAGAUGUAUAUAAUUGGUGGAUUUAAUGGAAUGAUGCAAGAUAACGUAAUGUUGUUUAGUCCAGGUGACUGUAACUACACUGAUCCAGAGUUCUGUACUAAUUCUACUCAGGGAUCAAUCUGUGUAUGGACAGAUAGUCAGACUUGUAUAUCAAAGGAUGUCCUGGGCACUGUUCCUACAAACAGAUCCUGUUCAUCAACAUCAGAUCAUAAUGAUUCCUGUAAAGAUGUAAAAGACUGUAGAACUUGUACAUCCACUUGUCUUAGUUCCCAUGGUGAUUGUACCUGUCAGUGGUGUGAUAGUAAAUGUACUUAUAAUUGUACAUUGACACAGACAAAAAAUUGUACCACUCAAAAAUCCAACCCAUUUGAUAGCUCUGUCUGCUCAGAUCAUAAACAUUGUCCAACCUGCAUGAGUUACGGUGAAUGUGAUUGGUCAGAUAAAUGUUCUGAUAUAAAGGAGGUGGAAAGUUUAGAUUAUAAUACUACAAGACAAGUAAAGAAAUGUGAUCAGCCGUGUAUAGCACACAAAAGUUGUGAGAAUUGUACGGACAAAGGAUGUAUGUGGUGUGGUAAUAAACAGUUGUGUGUACAAACUAAUUCAUAUGUGGCUUCAUUUAUUUAUGGUCAGUGCAUGGAGUGGACAACACAACAUGAUAAAUGUCCAGCCACCAGGUGUUCAGAUCUACACACUUGUGACGAGUGCCAAGCUAAUCCUAAGUGUGGAUGGUGUAAUGAUAAAACUAAUACUGGUCUAGGGAAAUGUAUGGAAGGAGGUCUUCAGGGUCCUGUAAAUAACCAAUCACAGAUAGAUCUAGGGUCAUGUGACAAAAAUAGAUGGUUCUUUAUUGGGUGUCCUGAGUGUCAGUGUAAUGGUCACAGUAUCUGUUCAAAUACAACGGGUAAAACAGAACUUUGUGUGGAAUGUAAAAACAUGACUGAAGGUGACCAUUGUGAACACUGUAAAGAAGGCUAUCAUGGGAAACCUGUCAAUGGAGGCAUAUGUAAACGAUGUGAAUGCAAUGAGCAGGCAGAUUCAUGUGACAGAAGUACUGGAGGAUGUAACUGUAGAACUCGAGGUGUGAUAGGUGAUAAAUGUGACAAGUGUGAUGAAUCUCAUAAAUAUUUUGGAGAUCCAAAAAAAGGAGGCACCUGUUUCUAUCACCUGGUUACAGACUAUCAGUUUACCUUUAAUUUAUCAAAGAAAGAUGACAGAUUUUACACACAGAUCAAUUUUAUGAACAUACCACAAGCAUCUGACAGAGAUGUAGAUUUUAAAGUGAACUGUUCUGGAGAAUCAUAUCUAAAUAUCUCAGUAAGAACAAGAAAUAAUAGAGUUGAGAAGUUAUAUGAAGCUUAUCCUUGUACAUAUUUCCGUACCAAAUUUGAACAUGGUGACUUUUCAUUUGGAGAGAAAGAAAAUACAACAUUCCUUGUUUAUGUAUACGGAUUUCAUACUCCAUUUUGGCUUCAGAUUUCCUUCUCACAGUUUCCCAAGAUUGAUUUAGUUCAUUUCUUUGUAACAUUCUUUAGCUGUUUUCUAUCAUUACUUAUCAUAGCAGCAGUAUUAUAUAAAAUCAAACAUAAAUAUGAUUUAUACAGAAGGAGACAGAGAAUGAUGGUUGAGAUGGAAGAAAUGGCAAGUCGACCUUUUGCUUCUGUUACCGUAGAAAUUGAUAGAAAAUUAGAUCUGGCAGAGAAGAAAGAAACAAAUUCUGUAGAUUUAAGAAAGCGGAAAAAGGGAGGAACAAAACCAGUUGCUAUACAACCUUUGAGUGGACAUAAAGCAGCAAUUUUAUCGUUAAUAGUAUUAUUACCCACUGGGGACGAAGACCUCACACCUAGUGGUAGUUCUGGUGUGGCAAUAGCCAGUUCUUUAAUAACUAUGGGUCACCACAGAAAACAGAGUUUGGAGCACACAAAAGGAGAGAAAACCAAAUAUAAAAAGCCGUUUAGUUCUUCACAUACAGACCCUGUAUAGUACACAUAUCAUGGUGCAUUUCUUAUGUAUUGUUUUUGUUAUGUCUCCAUUCCAUUUAUUGUCAUUUGUCAUAGUGUAUUUAGAUAAGUAUGUAGUAUAGUAGAGUUCAUUACAAAUAUUUUUGUUGAGGAAAAAAUCGAUUGACCUAUUAUGGUCAUGGAAAGUUUUAAUUAAUGGUGCUAAUUUGCAUAUCAUAUUAAAAUAUUUACUAUGUAUGAAAUGCUAUAUAGAUAAAACAAAAGCAGUCACAUUACAAUUUUCUCAAUAUAUCAGGUGGCUUUUUUAUAUAGUUGAUCUGUCUCAGGGAGAAUAAACCUUUGACAUAAAGACUAUGUCUAUAGAUCUACCUACAAAACUGCAGUAGAUUGUUUAUUGAGAUAUUUUAAAAUGCUUUAAGGAUAUAAAUGAGCUUAUUAAUAUUUAAAUGUAUUAUAAUUCUACCAUCUGAUUCAAAUCCUGUGUCCACACUUAGUAUUCAAGAAUCUGACAUCUCUCCAUUCUACUUUCUGAUUUAAAGACCUAUCAGGAUUUUCUGGUUUUGUCGUAAUGAUACACACCUUCAAAAAUUUGAAGACUGAAAUUUCAUUGGUUGAUAAAAUAAUAACCAGAACAAAAAGUAGAAUGCUGUAUUUUAGUCAGAUUGACCAGAGAUACAUAUACAAUGAAUUCCAAUAUUCUUCACCACUAUUAUUUUAUAGACCAUGCUUCAAAGAUUAUUAAAUGUUUAAUAUAAAAUCCAUAAAAAUAUUAAUCUUUUAUAAACUGAGAAUUUGAACAAUAGUAAUAUCAUCAGUAUCAGUAUUUAUCUUUUUUUAUUAGGAAAUAUUUAUUUUUGUCAUAUUGUUACAGCUUUUCUAUAAAAGCAUGCAAAGCAAACCUUUGAUCAACUUGCUUGCUAUGUUUGUUUGGAUGUUUGUAAACAACAGGUAGGUAGUCUAUUUCAGUCUGUUUACUAUAUACUGGAAUUUGAUUGGACAAUAAACAUUAACUUCAUUUAAAUGUUAAGUAUCACAUUGUAUGUCAAUUUUUAUUGUCCAAUCAAAUACCAGUAUAUAUUAAACAGACUGAAACUCUGCCUACCCUUUUGUUUACAAACAUUCAAGCAAACAUAGCAAGCAAGUCGAUCAAAGGUUUGCUUUGCAUGCUUUUAUAGAAAAGCUGUAAAGUUGAUAUUUUGGCAUUUUUAAUUCAACAGUAUUGUCAAUAAUUAUUGUUAAACAUUCUAAUUAAUUGACAUUAAUUUUUUGUUAAAAAAAUAACCUUGUAGAUAAUAAGUUAUUAUAGUUGCAGCUUCAGAUAGUACAUAUACCAAAAUUGACACAUUGGCAGAUUUUUACUUAUAUUUAUACAUGAACAUCUGUUGUGCUUUCAAUAUCUGUGAUAUUAAGAUAUCUUUCUUUGCAAAGAUAAUUUGUAAAUAUAUUUGUAUAUAUAGUUUUCUCUGUGUUUAAUAUUUGUAUCCUCUUUUUGUGUAUUGGGUUAUUUUGCACUUGUAUGAUCUUUGUCAGUAAUCUUACAUACUGCUUAUAGUAUUUGAGAUACAGACUUUACCACAAAAAGUCAACCUUGUUUACUUAUCCAUGAAAUGAGGUUGAGGUAAGGUGAAUCUUUAGAAAUUUACAUUUAAUUUUAAGAGAAGUUUUCAAUAUCAUGCUACACAGAACUUAUUUUAUUAUGGUAAAUAACAAUAAACCAAAUGUAGAUGAAAAGUGAUUUUUAAGUGGAACUUACCUUUUUCAAUAACUCAUAUUCUAAGAAAGUUUUUUUAAAGACCAUUUUCAUUUUCAUCUUUUUCAUAUACAAAUUUUGUAUUUUGAUUUUGAUAUGCUGAAGAUCAAUAUGAAAUGCAAAGAAAAAAUUGUAAAAAGACCUAUCCUUUAAUUUAAAAUUUAUUACAUCGAAGAUCAUUCUAAUAAUAAUGAAAUAUAUGUUUGCAUAAUUUUGAGUAGUAACAGUACCCAUAUAAUUCACCAUCUCUGAUAUAAGGAGAUAAGGUUCAUAGUUCAACCAUUAUUCAUAUAAACAUUAUUCAUAUAAAAUCAAUUAUAAAUAAAUAGCACUGAAAUUAAUUAGCAGCAAAAGUCAAUCAAAACAUUAACUGAUAUUUUUAAUAUAAAUAUUAUAGCAUGUAUAAUUUCUGUAAUUAGGAUCAUAUAAUGUGACAUAUUUACUGAUCAUUUAUUUAUUGAUUUAUUUUAUAUUUGGUAAAAUGUAGAAACUUGUUAUUUUUAACUCGGUUUUUAAUGUUGAAUGGUAACUAAGAAACAAGCCCAAAAUCCAUGGUAUACACUAGCCAACAAAGCUUAAAAUAGUAGCUCAUACAUAUACAUUAUACUCUGUUGCCGUGUUAAGUAUUGUGUUAAAUGAAUAGGUAUUUAAACAGUUUAUAAACUACAUCAGAUCCAAGUUGAACAAAAUAAGAUUCUGUCUGUCAGUACAAAACAAUGUCGUUAUAUUUUAAUGUUAUUUUUGUAUAUACUUGUAAUUUUAAGUAUCCAUUGUCUUUCAAAACCUUGUCAAAGGAUGAGAUAUGAUAAGGCCACUCUUUGGCUUCUUGAAUAAGAAAAAAUAAAAAAAAGUAUUAUAGAUCUAUGAAAAAACAUUCUCAGACAUUGAUUGAUUGGUCAAUAUAAGAUGAUGAUGGAUGGCUGCUUAACAUCCAGCGACAAAUUAAAAUUAUAUUCAGGGCGAGAAUAUGAUAAUGUAAUUUGAAAAUUAACCCUGCUUUGUUCAAGACCGACAUGCUGAGCCAGAUUUUAAAGUAAUUGGUUUGACCCAGCAGGGGUUUGAAUCCACGACCUCCCACACUCGAGGCAAACACGAGACCACAGAGGUGGUAAUUUGUCAAUAUAUCAGAAGAAUCUAAUUAUUGAAUUUUGUCUUACUUAUUUGCAGGCUUGAAGAAUUUUACUAUUUUUGCAAAUUGAUGCACCUAAAAAUAGCUCUGAUCAUACCUCUUCAUAUACACAUUGUAUUCACAUUUAGUUUGCUUUAACAUACUAGGGGACUAUUUGAGGACUUUCUGUGUCAACAUCCAUGCAUGCCUGAAGUGUCAUCACUCACUUCACACACUUUAAAAGAAAGGAUCACCUUAAUAAUUUUGUAAUAAAGUUGCAGGUCAACAGUUGGUCAACAUAACCUAUAUUUUACUUUCAUUUGAUUUUAAAGACUGAAUCUGAAUUGUUGGUCAACUGCAUUGUCAAUUGUAGCAUAUAGAUUUUAGUCAAACAAGGGUUAUUGCUUCCAUUAGUAUUUUAAACAAACCAAAAAAUAGAAAUUUUGUACAAUUGGUGUUUAGAUAUUUGAUGUUUAAGAGUACCGGCACUUUUGCACAAAAAUAUGUGAUCAUUCAUUACCUUUGCUACUUUUAAGGAAAAAUUUCUCAUAGAUUGUGCAAUGCAUAUUUUGUGUUUGUAACUAUAAUCAGAGUAAAGGAAAGAGUUUUCAUUGUAACCAGUUAAACCAUCAUAAUCUUGCCUUUAAUUUCUUGGGUUGACAACUUCAAUGCAUAUUCUAGUUUCUAAUUAUAUUGAAAUUAAGCUUUUUUAAAUGAAACAAACACUGAGAAAAAUAAAGUUUGUAAAUCAGUACAGUUGAAUGAGAGGAAUUAUUGAAAUAAUUAUGUUUUAUCUUUGUUUAUAGGCUUAAAUAUAAACAAAUAAUACAAAAAUAUCUUUAAAUUCCUUUUUAGUAAUUUAUUACAGAAGAACUGGUCAUUUAGUGAUAUAUUUGACAAGAAUUAAUCAGUUGUUCCCCUUUUUAAUGAUAAUUUUUAAGCAAGAAAUCAAAAUGUACAUAACCUUUUAGUAGUUAGGUGUAGUUGGUUAAAAUGUUGUAAGUUUGUAGACAGUUAACUAAGUUUUUUCUCACCACAUUUUUCUGACUUCCAUAUCUAUUGUGAUUUUUAUGCCCCCGCCGUAGUGGAGGGGGCAUUAAGUUUUACCCUUGUUCGUCCCAAAAUUGGUUUUUAUUCUCUAACUUUAGUUUGCCUCAACCAAAUGUUAUGAAGCUUAUACACAAUGCUCAUUACCACAAAAUACAGAUCAAGUUUGAAUUUUGGUAGCGUAACUUUUACUGUUCUAGAGUUAUGCCCCUUUACAAAUGGAAAAAUUGCUGAAUUUUUCGUUUCCGUUCUCUAACUUAAGUUUACCUCAACCAAAUGUUAUGAAACUUAUACACAAUGCUCAUUACCACAAAACACCGAUCAAGUUUGAAUUUUGGUGGCGUCACUUUCACCAUUCUAGAGUUAUGCCCCUUUACAAAUGGAAAAAUUGCUAAAUGGUUUGCUUCCGUUAUUAAACUUUAGUUUGCCUCAACCAAAUGUUAUGAAAAUUAUACACAAUCCUUAUUACCAAAAAACACAGAUCAAGUUUGAAUUUUGGUGUUGACACUUUUACCGUUCUAGAGUUAUGCCUUUUACAAAUGGAAAAAUUGCUGGAUUUUUCGUUUCCGUUCUCUAACUUAAGUUUGCCUCGAGCAAAUGUUAUGAAACAUUUACACAAUGCUUAUUACCACAAAACUCAGAUCAAGUAAAAAUUUGGGUAGUGUCACUUUUACAGUUCUUGAGUUAUGUCCCUUUAUAACAUUAUAUGCAGGUGGGGAUAUCAUCUGUGUCCCAUGGACACAUUCCCCAUUUAUUUGUAAAAGUAAUACACAGCAGUUCAAUUAUUUCUUUUAUGGAACAUUUACAUUCAACUUACGGUACAUGAAUAUGUUUAGUAUUUUUGCAAUUUCAGGGGCCAAGACAAAAAAGUUUAAGACAAUAUAUCUAUAUUUAUGCAAUAUUUAUUUGUCAUUAGUUUUUGGAUAUGAUAAAUGCUUACUUCAAUUUUAAACAAAGUUCUGGCAGCAAAAAAAAAUAUAUGGAAAAACAUGAAUUUAUCAAAUUAUCCACUAUUAUUAAAUAUUAAGAUGUAGUUAGCAUGUCUUAAAUGUGACCACAGUAAUGACUUUCUCUGUGAUAUUUCUAUUCAUCUUCUUUUUUAUUAGAAUAAUCAGUCAUUGAUUUGGCUUUAUGAUAUUGUUUAAAUUUAUUUAUUCUAAGAAUGGUUUCACAAAAUGUAUUAAUUAUGUAAUGUAAAAGCAUAGCGUUUGGUACACUAGAUACACCAGAAAUGCUAGCUAGUCCCAUAAGUCAGCAAUUUGUCCUUCAUAUUUUGAUUGAAAAGAUCUGAUGUUUACUCUAUUUGUUGAUAAAUGAAAAUGUAUAUAAUUGUAAAAAAAAAUGUGAAUUUAAUACAUAUGUAUUAUUUUUUUUGGAAAAACUGUAAUUAUGUGAACAAUGAAUAAACAUGUGAUAAAAGUA